Molecule: messenger RNA, 2932 nt
Organism: Bicyclus anynana (squinting bush brown)
Lineage: Eukaryota; Metazoa; Arthropoda; Insecta; Lepidoptera; Nymphalidae
Product: PSME3-interacting protein
Exons: 7
Coding region: 145-816 (223 amino acids)
Cellular component (GO): nucleus
Source: RefSeq, a predicted model, not a curated record
UCAAAGUCAAACCAAACGUCAAUACAAAAUUAAAUUGAGAAAAAAAUCAUAAAAUAAGUUGUGAAUGUAAAGUUAACCUUCAGCGGUAGAUUUUUAAUCGUUGUAAUAAAUAAAGAAUACAUUAUUUAAUGUAACAUAGUUAAAAUGAGCUCCGGUUUUAUAUCAGAGUCUGAGAUACUGGAGGCGAGACGCCGGCGUCAGGAAGAAUGGGAAAAAGUGCGAACGGAUGACCAGCCAAAAGAGGCUCCGGAAGAGUCAUACGACACUCGACCGCUGUUCCAGCGUCUUGAAGAGCAGAGGUUGAAGAAGGAUGCAGAAUAUGAGGAGGCACACAAGCUUAAGAAUAUGAUCAGAGGUCUGGAUGAUGAUGAAGUUGGUUUCUUGGAUCUGGUUGAACGCACCAAAGCUGAAGUGGCUCAGCAGAUUAGUAUUGAAGAGAAGAAAGAAAUGCAAGAAUUCAGAGAAAGAGUAUCGAGCUUGGCAGAGAGUGAAGAGUUGACCCGCCUUCGGGCGCAGUUAGCACCUGCGAGGUCCACACCUACCACAGCACAGUCACAGAAGAACAAACUGCAGGGGGUAGUUGUAAGGAAAAGGAAAGCCAGUGAAAUGGAAGGCGAGAAGCUAGAUAAGGAGAAGAGCCCAUCCCCACCAAAAAAUGGCAUCGUUUACAAUAACAGUGACCAGAACAGUGCGGUUCCCGGGGAGACGUUGGGAGCGUUGCGCUGCGUGGGCGUGCUGCCCGGCCUGGGGCACUACGACACGGACACGUCCAGCGACACCGACGACUCUAGCGACAUUGAUUCCGUGAGUGUAUAGUGACAAGUGCUGCGUCAAAAGGGACCUCUUAGGCCGUAGGCCCGAACAAACUGCCGAAGGGAAACGGAAAGAUGAGGACAAAAGCUAGAUUUCGUAAUUUCUAAAACAUUUUAUGUAAUAACGAGUUUUCAAUUAAAAAAAAACCCUUUGCGUGCGUUUAAUAAUAUACAAUCAUCGACCCAUCGAUAUAAUACGGGAGAAUAUAAUUUUUGUAUUAUGAAUGCAUUAUAAUAUUUAAAAUCGUUUCUAAGCUUUUAAAUAGCAAUUAUUGUUGGUGUAUGUAUUUGUGUAUACAUAUAUAAACUUGAGAAAUAUAAUAAUUUACUCUAUAUUUUCUAUCUAUACCUUUAACCCUGCUACAGACCUGCAGUUUUAACUGAACAGUCAAACUGUUCAGUUAAAUUGUCUGUAUGUAGUGACUUGUCAGUCUUAUCUUAUGUUUUUAUUAAAAUUUCGGUGAGAUAAAAUUGUACAUUUUAAACUAUAGUCUGUGCAAGUUCGUUGAUGACAUUCCCAUGAUAUGCGGGCGACGGGGGGAAAGACUGCGCGGGUGUGAAAUCGUGCGUGCAUGGAAGUGAGGUGCGUUAGUCGUGGGUUUUUCAUUCAUCGCUACACGCCCCCCGGCCCGCUCCCGCAUCGGGAGUGUUACAAACGAAGUUGCCAAGCUAUAGUACCGCCCCGUAUAUUUAAUAUAUCCAAUUUGAAAUUUAAUUACAUAAAUUAAGGCAUAAGUACAAUUUAUUAUUGUGUUAGUAAAUAAUCAUCAAUAUCAUGAAACAUAAUAUUAUAAUUACCAGCAAUAGCAAUUGGAUGGCAGUUAAAUAUUUUUCUAAAUAAUCAUAUGUUUAUAUGUAAUUUAAAAUUGAAUAUUAAUGAAAUAUAAUAUCCAGUUUUUUUUGUAAUAUUAAUUCAUUAUUUUUUAUAAUUAUUCAUUGUAUGUUAAAAAUAUAUCAACAUUAUAUAAUAGAAUAGCAUCGUUGGCUAUUUACGAUAGUCUACUUUUACCUUACCUGUACGGUGGCAAAAUGCCACAGGCCCAAAGUCCAGUUGGCCCUGGCCCAAAGGAUUCAAGGCCAAAAGUAAUUUAAAAAAAGAAAAUACAAUAUGACCAUUUCUCUAGGGCCUUUCCAACGAAUUUGCUAUGGGCCUCAGAUGGUACAGUUACGCCACUACAGUUCGUUUCAUGCAGCAUGGUGCGGGUGACAGUUUCAAUCUUGAAAAUUUGCCGCGACUGUUACCGUACCUAUGCUAUCUGAAAAACCCUUUAAUAUUUUCUCUUGAUGUGUUAUGAGUAAUAUGAAAUGUGAUUUUAAUUAGAUGUAAGCACGUCUGUUUUUGUAGACCUAGUUUCAACUAGUAUUGUAAAGGCACCUUUUUACUGUUUAACAAAAUAUGUUUUUCAACACAGUUUCAAAAACUGCGUUUCAGAACAUUGUUUCUCAGUUUAAAAGUGCCUUAAAUACUUAUUACAAACGCAGAUACUCUUGUAUUGAGCAGUGGGCCUAAGAUAUGUGUCAUUAUUGUCAAGAGGCAAUUGUCUGUUAUAGUCAUCAAUUGUUCGUUGAUAAAACUCCCAUGAUAUGCGGGCGACGGGCGGAAAGACAGCGCGGGUGAAAUCGUUGGGAAGUCACGUACACCAGUCGUGAACCUUUCAUUCAUCGCUACACGCCUCUCGCCCCGCGCGCAACAUCGGGAGUGUUACGAUCGAAGUUGUCAAGCUAUAGUCUACAUAUCGAUCUCUCUUUCGUCCCAUCGCAACGAAAGAGAUAGCAAUAUUUAUGAAAAUUUGUCUCUUGAUUUAGACUAACUUAUCUUUUUAUCUCGUGGCGCCUAACUUAGGCCCCUGUAGGCUUACAAUACAUCUUAGAGAUACACAUAUGUGGACCAAUAGCGGCGCAUUCAAAAUAUCGGUCUUUCGUCGCGUUGGGACGAAGGAGAAGGAUAUUUCAAUUCUUCCGCUAUUCGUCGACAUUUGUCUUUAUUUCUGCAUGAGAUAUGUCAUUCAAAAUAGGUACCUACUACAUUAUACUGCUUUUUUUCUGUAAACGGUGGUUUGCUGUUAAAAUUUAAAAGUGAUGUCUGCAUAAGUUUUAUGAAUAUAAUGACGUUCAUUAUA